CUGAAACCAUAGGAAUGCGACACACUUUGUAUUUACAGCCCUAAGCUACAACACUUACAUUUUUCAGUAUGUGUGUUUUUACGCUAACGUCCCGUACCUGUCACGGCGUCCGAUUCAGUUUUACAUGAAGCUGUAACGACGCUUCCGAGUUUAAUUUUCUUCACGGAAACAACUUUGUUUCUGCAGGCAGGGACUCUGUUUUUUCCCUCCUCGUCCUUAGCUGCGUUUCCGUCAUGAGAUCAGGUGGAUAGCGUGUUGCUGCUGGCAGAAACAGUACCUGCGGCUAAAACUGCCUCAGCCGCCAUCAUGUUCACUAAAAAGAAGAAAUCUCGUAUCCAGAUCUCUGCUCCAUCCAACUUCGAGCAUCGCGUUCAUACUGACUUUGACGAGCAGGAGCAGAAGUUUGUCGGGUUGCCACGGCAAUGGCAGUCGCUCAUCGAAGACACCGCCAAAAGACCCAAACCCUUCAUCGAUGUGAAUGUCAUCACUGCCGUGGAGCCACACAAGGUGGGGACAAUUGUGCGUGGCAACAAACUUGGAGUGGACGGCUCUCUAACAUGGCUGUUGGAUGAGUUUGACACCAUGUCUGUGACUCGCUCCAACUCCCUGCGACGAGGCAGCCCUCCCAUCCAGCCUCGCAAGGACUCGAGCUCUUCAGGAGGAGGAGGGCAGGAGAACGGAGAUCCUCACCACCGCCACCACUCACAACCAGAAAGACAAGAGAGAGACCGAACCAGACCAGAACCCCAGAGUGGCGGUGACCCCCGCCAGGGUCAGCACGUAAUCCGUCCGCAGUGGGAUGAGGUAGUCCAGGGUCGUCCCCAGCAGCAGCCUCGGGGCCAAGAGCCCAGCAGGGCCCACAGAGACAGACCAGGCUCCGGCCCUCCUCCUCCCCCUCACAGAGACAGGGAGCAUCGGGACCGGGACAAGGAGCAGGUGCCUCACAGGGAUCAACCCAGUGACCACAGGCCAAAGUCUAGCUACAUGGUGCGGGAUGGCAGCCCUCAGUCUCCCAGGGACAAGAGACCUCUCUCUGGGCCCAACAUCCGCACCCCAAACCUGCCAGUAACAGAGGGGGUGAUGAAGACUGCCCAACAGACCACACGGCCGUUUAACACCUACCCGAGGACAGACAGCGAGGGCGGACGCAGCCCCACAGGACAGCCAGCUCGACACCAUGAAUCUCCUCAAAAUGGCCCCUCUAGCGGCUCUGCUCGAGGUUCAUCCAGCUCCAAGCCCCCUAUAAGCCACCCGCACCCUCAUCAUACUUCCCACCCCAGCCUGACCCCUGAGGCCACCCAGCACCCACACACCCCUCACCCCAACGUUCCAGCUCCACGGCCCCCUGCGCCCUCUGGGGCCCCAGUCUCAGGUGCGCCGUCCCAGGGCCGCUCACCGCAAAGGGAGCCUCAGAGGGUUUCCCAUGAGCAGUUCAGAGCAGCGCUACAGAUGGUGGUGGAUCCUGGCGAUCCGCGAACCUACUUAGACCACUACAUUAAGAUAGGGGAGGGGUCCACUGGGAUUGUGUGUAUUGCCACAGUGAAAACCAACGGCAAACUGGUCGCCGUGAAGAAGAUGGACCUGAGGAAACAACAGCGCAGAGAACUCCUCUUCAACGAGGUGGUAAUCAUGCGGGACUAUCACCAUGAGAACGUGGUGGAGAUGUACAACAGCUACCUGGUGGGAGAUGAGCUCUGGGUUGUCAUGGAGUUCCUGGAGGGAGGAGCUCUCACAGACAUCGUGACACACACCAGGAUGAACGAGGAGCAGAUUGCCACAGUGUGUCUGUCUGUCCUGAAGGCGUUGUCUGUCCUCCACACACAGGGUGUGAUUCACAGAGACAUCAAGAGUGACUCCAUACUUCUCACUCAUGAUGGCCGGGUGAAGCUGUCAGACUUUGGUUUCUGUGCCCAGGUGUCUAAGGAAGUGCAAAGAAGGAAGUCUCUGGUUGGAACACCGUACUGGAUGGCACCAGAGCUAAUAUCCAGACUGCCUUAUGGACCAGAGGUGGACAUCUGGUCUCUGGGGAUCAUGGUCAUAGAGAUGGUGGAUGGGGAGCCGCCGUACUUCAACGAGCCGCCACUCAAAGCCAUGAAGAUGAUUCGAGACAACCUGCCUCCCAAACUGAAGAACCUUCACAAGGUCUCCCCUCUGCUCAAGGGCUUCCUGGACAGGAUGUUGGUGCGAGACCCGGCUCAGAGGGCUUCGGCCAGCGAGCUUCUCAAACACCCCUUCUUGACCAAGGCGGGUCCGCCGUCCUGCAUCGUCCCCCUGAUGAGGCAGAACAGGAUGAGAUGAGACAUGUGCCACUAAGACCUCCAGAGUCUGGAGUGCAGCACGUGCAGGUUCAGAUGGAACAGAAUACUCCUGCACACAGAGGAGUGGCCCACAGAGGUCAGAGGUCACGGAUGAGGGGUCUGUGCUUCAGAAAGUGCUGUGAGCUGCAAAGUGUAAACCAGGUGUGCAGGAGUAUUCUAAUUUUCUUACGUGAAUCACUGAACCGUGGGGAGUGACUUCCCUUAAUAAGAGGCAAUAAAGCGGUGUGUGUGUGUGAGUGAGUGAGUGUGUGUGUGUGUGUGUGUGUGUGUGUGUGUACGUGUGUGUACGUGUGUAAACAUAUGCUGCCAACACUGACAGUGUGUCAUGGCUCAUACGUGCGUGAGCUCUCACUUUGAGAGAGAGAGAGAGAAGAGCAGAGAAGCCACAGCUUGGGCCAUGGAGUGAUUUUAGCUGAUUUGAUGUAAACGUUUUGUGUUAAUUGAAGGGCCUGACCUGGAAAGAUUAAGACUGUGGCUGUUUUUUAUUUUUCCAUUUGGACCUUACCUGGAUUUUAAGUGUGAACGUGGGGUUUUGCACACCAAUCGGAUGCUUUUGAAGGAGCCGUGAACCCACUGGCUGAUUUUAGAGUCAGAGGGAGCGACAUUUUAAUCUCACUAUUUGACGGUCUGGAAGCCGAAUUUUCUCACUACAAAGACUUCUCUCACGGACGGAUCCCAGACGCUAUCCUCAUCACACCCAGAACUUACUACUGAGGGAGGAAAUCUUUUGACUCAGAAAUGAGUCGCACGGACUUUAUUUUGUAGUACUAGCUUCCUGUUGUAAACAAGCAAACAUACACUAAGACAAAAGGUAAACACUGGAGUUGUGGUUUUUUUAACAGAUGAAUUUUUCUCUUAUUUCCUCUUUAUUUUCCUGUGUAUGUACAAUGAACAUAGAGAGAUAUAUCAGUUUUCAUGUUUUACUAUCUCUAUUUUGUGAUUGUUUUAUUAUUAUGAUUUGUUUCUUGGUUUAUUUUAGAGAUGUGAUGAUUUUUGAAGCACUGUCGACGAGCUGCACUCCCGGUUGUUUCCAGCACGCAGAUAAUAGACACUAGACAUUUUAUUUUGUUUUGGUAUUUUUCUAGAUGGCUAGAUAGGAAUUUUUGACCAUUAACCUCAUUGGUCAAAAUAACACAAGGACGAGCAGCAACGGUUUUACAGACAUGUGAAAGGCAGAUAGACAAACAGGACAAGAAGACACCCCCUUAAAAUCAUACACCUGUUUUAGCUUUUUUGUUUUGUUUUUUAAAGAGUAGGCUUUUCCACGUGCUUUUAACCCUUAGUUAAUACACAACCGAAUGGUUCUGAGGUAGAAAAAAGAAAAUUAAUAUGAGCUGCUUUUUAGGCAAUCAGCGAGUUUGAGUUUUUAUUCUGUGGUGCACGUCAGCUUCCUUAUAACGUCAUCACUCUCCUUCAACAAACACAGCGGCAGCUGUUUUCAGUAAAUGGCCUGCUGCUGAUGUGGAGGAGUUCUUAUCCUGUUCUACACUGGUUGUCCUAUUGAAUCGAUUAAUGUUUGAUAGCCUGGUUAAUCUGUCUGGCUCCUGAAUCCACCUUAUAGAGUGAGUGGUGGAAAGGAGCAAAACAGUAGGUUUUUGAUCUGUUAUUUUAGUGUUUGCAUUUGUGUUCUGUGAAAGUGGACCCUUAGGCAGAUGACAGAACGAUUACAGAAGUACUUAGAGGGUAGGAAACACUUUCAGGAAAAUCCGUCUGAACACUAGUGACUAAUAGCUGCUAAUAAUGUUCACACACACACACCCAUGAGCCAAAAUAAUUACCAGACCUGUGUCAGGUUGUUUUGGAUGACAGUGAGAGAGUGGAGUCCUCCAUCAGUGCUGAUCAGACACCAAUCCUGUCACUUCAUCUUAAACAUAAAGUUAGAUUAAAUUCUUUACUAGCAUUCUCUUAAGAUCAGGCCUCAGUUGAUUUAAUGACUAAUAGCAGACACUCCAUGAAACCUACGUGAGUUCUCUAAAGGGGCUGAAAACAGCUUUCAUGGUGGAGUUAAUAUCUCUAACUUGUUUAAAGGGUUUUUAUUACCACGACAUUGAGAUCAGUCACUGUAUAUUCACACUAAAUUCCCUUUCAAAUGCUCCACUGAUUGUCCCCAGCACCAAACACCACCCAAAGAAUGAAACCAUGGAGAAUUAAUUAGUGUUCUGUUUGUGCCCAGGUCUUGUUAUUAUACACCCACUUCUGCCUUGAUGUUCCUCAGGCUGGAAAAGGAGCCGUCUUUAUCAGCAGACACCUGUAGUUUCAUGAAUGGUGAUUGAUACCGAAGAUGAACUUAAAGAUUAUGCUCUGUUAUGAGUCAUCCCUCUCAAGGUGAUGCAACACAGGGGUGCACAUAAACACGGCCUGCAGACACAUUCCCCUCUCUAAGCCAAGGCUGCUGCUGCAGAGAGCCUCUUCCCCUCAGAACAGACCUCAGUCAAGUAGCCUUCUUAACCAUGAGUUUCUGCACCCGGAAUGUUUUCCGCUGAUGCAGAAUAACAUUUUCUCGCUCUUUUAGAUGCCAUCUCCUGUCAGGAUUACUUUUGUCUCUACAAAAAAAAGUCAAAACUGCAGUUAAACAAAGGGAGGGGUUGGACAGUUUUGGAUGGCAUAGCACAGUCGCUGUUCUUGUUGCAAACUGAACAUUGUCAUGUACUUUUCUGUGUACGUAUACUAUAUAUAUAUACACACACACACACACACACACACUGCUAUACAUACAAUACUGCAGCUGUAAGUAAACAUUCACUUUGUGGGUUCUUCAUGUCCAAACAGAGAAACCAAUGACUGUGAGGCCUUGUGAGGAAGAGUAGCAGCACAGAGUAGGUUGAAGACUUUUAAGCAGGAAGUAGGUUAAUAUUUUGUUCUCUGUAAUAAGAUAAUUCCUGCAAAUCUAGCCUCUCUUGAAGAGAAUGAGGUGACCGGUGAACUGAAGUCACUAUUAUCCACUAUGUUGUGUCACGAUCACUAAGUACUGCAUUAAAUCAGCAGCAGCACCCUUCAGGCGUGUUUGUUACGGUAGUUACUGAGAUGAUGACUCCAUCAGGCUGCUUAAACCAAUGAAAAUACUUCCUUCUAGGCGUUGCUGUCUGUAACUAAAAGCUGUUGUCUGAUUCCACGUUGCUGCUGCAGGCUGGUAGGCGUUGCAUACCUUGGCAGCUUAUCAGACAUUUUCAGCUGUGUCAGUUUCUUGACCUGUUUUGUGGUCAUUCGUGGCACAAGCCAAUGAUGACUCACAGAUUAUGAAACCUGUUAUUAUCCUUCAUGUUUGCAGCCGCUUGCUUCUCAUCAGAGACAUGAGAGCUGAGCUGAAUGAAAUGAUAGACUGACAGUCAGGUGGAGCGGUGGCGAUUUAGUUUGGGCUGUGAUAUUUUAGGAUAAGAGUGUUUUUCCUCCAAAGUCAGAAUCUUACAUUUGAAUAUUGAUCACAUUUGAAUCUUUUAAAUCCAAACUGCACAUUCAUCACUUACUAUAUUUUAAAUGAUCAUAAACUGUUGUUGGGGAUUGACAACAAAUAGACUCUUGCUUCUUGCUUAAAGCUGGUAAAUUGCAUCAGAGGCGUUUCCUGCUGUACCUUUUAAGGUAGGCGGCUGGUGAAAUGGUGGAUUUAUAAAUGUGACGGAUUGUUAAGGUGACUGAAAAUAUUAGCUUUAGAAAGGUCAUAACAGAAUAAAGUAAGUUGCUUCAAGAGCGAAAUGUCGGUAUGCUUAGAUUAGGUUGAUUGGAUUACGCACACCUUUGAGUAUUUCCUUAAAAAAAAAACUACUGCAGCCUGCAGUUAUUAGUUUUAUUUGUUAAAAACUUUAUGAUCCCACUAUGCUUCAGCCACUGCUUCCUAACAGUCCAGUUAUUGGCUCAUGCAUCAUGUUCCAUGUUUCCAUUUCAAAAUCCUAGAAAACCAGUGGUGAGAAGGUGCUUACUGGUGAAACCUGUAACUUUGGGUUUACUGUUUACUACAACAGAGUAUGAAAAUCUUGUUAUAUUAGCUCCCCUUCAUAUUUAAAAUUUUAUUCUCCAAAUAUUUGGAGUUUUUUAUAUAAAUGAAAUUUCAAAUUAUUUCCCCAAAAUUGGCCCUUAUACUCUUGUCCCACCUGCCGUUAGUCCAGGUGUAACCAAACACCAGACCCAGACUUUGUUGUCCUGUUGAGCCUCUUAGCCUCAUCCCACUUUUGAUCAGUUGUCCUUUGAAUAUCAAUGUGAAAAUCCCAGAUCUGUUCCCUCUACUGGUGGACCGAUGUUGCUUAUUAGGUUGACUGUAACAACAUUUUUAUGGUCCAGAUUCUACUGCUUUGUUUGUGUGGUAGUUCUGUGUGUGUGUGUUUUUUAUGUGUAUGCAUAUUCAUGAGUUCAUGCCUUAACAUUUUACGAUCACUACUUGACAGAUUCUGACUCUGACUUGACACUACGACUGUGAGAAGGUGGAGGGAGAUCUCCAUGACGCUUUACUCUUCUCAUCUCACAUAUCUGAAAAGUCUUUGAGUCAUUUUGAUGCGGUUUUUAUGCCAAGUUGUGCGUCUUGGUGUUUGCAUCUUUUGGCUGAUGCGUGACAUCUCUCAUUAACAUUCCUGACAGUUUUUCAAGUUACUGAAAAUACUUCAGGUUGAGCAUUUUUCAGGGUUGUUUUUUAUUUUGAAUGUGGUUACUGAGGGCCUCAACGUCGGCGCUCUUCUCACCUCGGUUGCAUACUCUGAAGGAGAGCAAGGUUCAGUCCAAAGGGAUUUUUCAAGAAGCAGGACUGCUUGGGAUUCAGUGUUUUCAGCAUCUCCCUGCUUCACGCCACAGAGCUUCCAGAAGUUGUUUUUUAUUUCUUCACUAGUAGCAGAUGAGCAGCUCCAGUGCUGCUGUUCAGGGUUUAGUGCCUUGCUUAGCAGCAUCUUGUCAGGCAUCUUUAGGGAUUGUCCUGUCCUGUGAGUAGUCUUUCUUCUUGGAAAAACCCCCUGCAGGACUUACUUCUGGUUUCCAACAUGUGGAGUCACCAGAACCAUGACCACUACUGACCAACCAGCCUAAAAACCGAAUUAAUUCCUUCUCCGAUGGACUGUUAAUGCUUCUCACUGACUCGCCUUUUGUGUUAAAGCUGAUUUUGUUGAUCUGUUGCAGAUUCCAGCAGCCGUUUUUUGUUUUUUUGUAAACUUCACUGGUAUUGUAAAAAAACAUAGAUUUCACUUUGCAAAUUUUACUUUUUUUUUGCAAAUACAGAUUUUAUAAAAGUCUCCUUUGGUGUCUGUUUUCUGUUUGUGUGUUUUUGAAGUGUUGUUCUCCACUGAGGGCACUCACUAUGCAUGAAUGCAGGAAAGGUCGAAAUGGAAAAGAGAUUCUAAUCAGAAACAUGUAUUUACUUGGUGAAAUGCAAACAUGGCCAAAAGUGAUACAAUAAGGAGCCAUGCUAGCAGCUUGAAGGCUCAUUACACACUGAAAAACAAUUGUUGGAUGGGUAAAGAAAAGAAAAGUGGUUCCAGAGGAAAAGUCAUGUUGCAAUGGUGGCCUUUUGGGACAUCUCAGCUCUUUUGUCAGACUUGGCUCGACUAAAUGUUAAUCGGUCGUGCAGAGUAGUUGCAUAAUGAACAUAAACCAUAAGAGGCUGAAGAGAAAUGUGUAUCUGAUCUGCCAUUAUCUGUUUCUCUAUGUGUGUGAUUGCUAAAUGUGUAAACUGAAAA
Micropterus dolomieu (smallmouth bass) is the source of this 7969-nucleotide messenger RNA. RefSeq names its product p21 protein (Cdc42/Rac)-activated kinase 4 (gene pak4). The coding region runs from base 307 to 2298 and encodes 663 amino acids. The transcript has 11 exons. NCBI's taxonomy places the organism in Eukaryota, Metazoa, Chordata, Actinopteri, Centrarchiformes, Centrarchidae. Gene Ontology annotation, cellular component: cytoplasm. The record is from RefSeq and is a predicted model, not a curated record. Gene Ontology annotation, molecular function: protein serine/threonine kinase activity; ATP binding. Gene Ontology annotation, biological process: intracellular signal transduction; regulation of MAPK cascade; protein phosphorylation.